Messenger RNA from Penicillium samsonianum, 4314 nucleotides. RefSeq lists its product as uncharacterized. NCBI's taxonomy places the organism in Eukaryota, Fungi, Ascomycota, Eurotiomycetes, Eurotiales, Aspergillaceae. The record is from RefSeq and is a predicted model, not a curated record. The transcript is spliced from 2 exons. The coding region runs from base 1 to 4314 and encodes 1437 amino acids.
AUGCUCAAACGAAAACCCCAAGACCUCCAGGUCCCAGUACCAAACUUCCCAUUAUCAUCGCCGAUCAGCGAAGAAAUCUCAAGUCCCUCAUGCUCCUCGGAAGAUCAGGAAGAACGAGACCGACCCUUUGCAUUUCUAUCCAAGGCAACGCGACAAAAGCUCGGGGCGAAGACCGCGAAAGAUGGGAAUCGCUCACCCAUUUCCGCCCGCGAAGCCUCGAGACUAGGUAUCCGCAUCACCAAGAGACGUAAAAGCGUCGGGAAGCCAGUUGGUCUGAACCUCGUUACGGAUUUCACCUUAGCGCCGGCGCCGAGGAAACAGUCCAUCCCUGCAGAAACAAAUGCGGCUGCGCCGUUCGUCGAUCUGAAUGAUCUGAAGCUCCUCUCGAAAGUACGAGAGAAGGAACGCUCGGCUCAGAAAUCGAAGGAUACCUUCAAGAAGAGGGUUUCGAGAGGCUUUCAGCGGUUACCUGAGACGGUACAGGGUCAGAACCACGGCCAGAAUGGAACUGCAGCCUCGUUUCUUACCGCCAGAGAUGAAGAUCCGUUCCACGAUAGACACGAGCAUGCAAUUUCGCCCUCGGAUCGCCAUGUCAUGAUCGGACUCACUGUGCCUCGCAGUGAGUCAGUGGAAAGAUCACAGGAGCUCGACAGCGCAGGCACGCCGCUCACACCAUCGAUUAUCGUCACUCCAGCAGCACCAUGGAACGCACACUCGAACUCCAGCACUGAGAUGCUCCGACCAAGAGCAACAUCAAGUAUCUACUCGCAGCCAACACCCCGUCUCUGGCAAUACGAAACAGACGUGCCACCCGUGCCAGCCAUUCCCGCACAGCACUCAGCUGCUACCAAAACUCCCGCCCCAGAGACCGCAUUCCAGAACACACUGGGCGUAGAAAGAAACGCGCGCGCCCUGUCAACAGCCUCAAUCUGGGAAGACGACAGUCCACCCCGGACGCCAGAAACAGUGCGCCUAACCCCAAAGGCCCAGCAACAGGGCCGUCUCAGCGUCAACACCCAAGCAGAAGCAGACAGACCCCAUUCCCAAGGCUGGUGGACAUACCUCCUCUCCCCACUGCUGAGCCGAUCCAUAAAAUCCCCCUUCAGCCCAUCCUUCCCACAAGAGUCACCAUCCACCCCGUCAACAACAACGACAACCCGCCCCAACGGGCGAAAAGAAUGGAUACAGCGCGAGAAAGAGAUCUCCUGCUUCUCGCCAGAUACACCAGAGACCGCAGCACCGAUAGGCGAGAAGGCAUUUGAGAUAUCCCGAUCAUUCGAACAAGACCAAGACCAGUACCAGCAAGAUCCCGAACGCCAUCAAUCCCCGCCACCCGCAUACGUCUCCAACGUCUCAAGUAGACAAAAUACCAUGUCCUUCAUGUUCAGCAAUAACCAGACAAUCCAAGGUGAAGCAGCUGAGUACUACCAAGCCUGUGCGCACGAGCUAUUCAGUAAGACGCCCUACUUCGAGUGCGUUAACCACGUUUGCUCGAUAACGCCUGCCAACCCCAUCGCUGUGCCAGCAGGAGCCAUAAGCACGACCGCAGAUGGGAAUCGGGGGCUGGCGCUUGUUGCCGUUGAGGAGCCCGGAGUAUCUGGUCUUGAAAAGAUGCGCGAAAAUGAAAACCAGGCCCCAGUUCCGUUGACGUCGACUAAGAAUGCGGGGCUGCUUAUUGAUAUCGACUCGCCCCGUCCCGAGACAACGGCGGAGACCAUUCCGGCUGGGUAUGCUGUUCGCGCGAAGGAGGUGCAGGUGCUGUCACCCGCGUCGGAGUUCAGUUCUCAUUCGUGGGAUUCGUCUGUUGUUGAUGACGAUGAGAAGGGUUCGGUGCCGGCGCAUGGUGCUAGGGGUGGUGUUUCUGAAUCUCGGUCUCAGCGUGCUGCUUCGCCUCCUGUUCCUGUUCCAGUUCCUGUUCCAGUUCCUGUUCCAGUUCCUGUUCCAGUUCCUGUUGUUGCGCCGCCUGUGGAGGUAGCUGAUAGACAGGUUUGGGAACCCUCUGAACCUGCCCCUGUACCAGCUCAUAUUCCUAUGCCUGAGCCAACUCCCGCUCCAGCUCCGCAGAUAAUCACUAAUGUCUCGCCCCCGGUGACUAAUUUCCAUUACACUUCGCCUCCGCCGCAGCCUCAGGUACAGCCUUUGCAGCCGACAGUGCAAUAUGUGCCCGUCCUCGCUCCCAACGCUGCACAGCCAAUGGAGCCGAUAAUGCAACAACCGCAACAGCAGGAGCUCUCACGAGAAAUAUCGGAACCGCCAGUACCUCAGCCAGCCCCUCAAGUGGCAACGCCAAGAUCAGAAUGGCCAUGGGGAAAGCGAGGACAGCCACAAGAGCAACCCCAGGUUCAACAGCCAGCUACCCAAGCACACGUCUCCGGGUUCGAAUGGGCAUAUGCACAACAAGGACAUCCACAGGAACUUCCUGGUACACAAGGGCCGCCUCAAGCAUCGCAUGCACGACAGGCAACUUAUGGCCAUGCAACCCAGCCUCAAGGGCCGCUUGUGAUCCAAGGACGGGAAUCUGGCUCUGGGUGGCCAUUUGGUCUCACCGCACAUCCUCAUUCAAAUGCACCGCCUGUGCCGCCUCUGCCACAAACCCAGCCCACUGGAUCGGAGGUUCAGCAUCAACAAGAGCAAUCCCAAGAAUCCAUGACUCAGAAUCGGCAACCUGGAUCUGAAGAGCCACAAGCAGAACGGGGACUACCUCAGGGCUCUGACCUUGCACCCCAAGGACAUUUACAACCUUCUGAGCCUAUUUCUCCGGGUUUCCAGCGCGCUGCUGGUGGACCUGGCUCGAUCCCAAUGUCGGAUAUGCAGGCACCGGCUCCUGUGUAUACGCAAUUUCCUCGAGAUCCUGCUCUUCCUCCUCGUUAUGAUACCCAGCCACAUUACGAUCACGAUCCUACAGCUGGAGUUUCGAGUGUCAACCCAAGCGGCGCGAUAGGACCUCAUGAGACCCGACGCCGCAGACUCGGAAAAGGAAGAAUUUGCAAUCUCUGGCGUGGCCGGGGUCCAUUUAGCAAGAAGAGCGGACGUCCAGGACGCGAGGGUCGUACUCGACGCAGAUGGUAUUUCGUGAUCUGCGUUUUCUUUUUCAUCAUCGUGAUCCUAGCCACCAUUCUUGCGAUCACACUGACAAGGAAAGGGGACGAGACUCCCGUUCAAUCGCAAUGGCUGAACCUCACAGGCUAUCCGCCUAUGCCGACUGGAAUUGCAACACUUGCUGGGACGCAGCCACAGCUUGAAAAAUCGACUUGCAUCACUCCUUCUUCGAUGUGGAGUUGUGCUUUGCCCAAGGACCAGCAGGAUGCCAAUGGGCCAUACAAUGCGAACCAGCCCAAUUUCCGUGUUUCCAUCCGCUUCCGCAAUGGCACAUACGAUAACAGCACAGCAGUUGGCUCGAAACUACGUAUCAGGAGUGACGACCUUUUCAACUCAUCGCCCGCAGCCCCAAGAGAUACAGAGCAGAGCUUCCUCGGCCAAUACACAGACAACAACACCGCACCCUACGCUGGCGAAGAAACACCCUUCUACAUGUCCAUCCUCUCACCAGUCUCCCUCUCUUCGGCAAGCAUCUACCGCCGCUCAGACACCUCUAACGGCACCGCAUACCCCAACAUCUCCUCGAUAAUCCCGGCGCCAGAAGAAAACGCAGACGGAACCCCAUCCGCAGCAAUGCUCUAUCCUCUCCCUUCAUCCCAACCAAUCCGCCUGUACAACCGCGGCCUCGCAACCGAGCACUACGGUUUCUACAGCUACUUCGACAAAUCCAUCUUCCUAACCUCGCAAUCAAAAUCCUCGCCCGCCGACACAAACGGCGGAACCUCAAAAGCGAACGCACACUACCGCUGCACAUGGUCCCAAACACGUCUGCUAAUCCAAAUCUGGACCCAACCCGACAAAAUCGGCCGCCACCUCCUCCCAAAAUCCAACGACACAGCAACAAGCACCACCACCUCCUCAUCCGCAACACCAACAUCAACAAACGACUCUACAUCCUCCUCCUCCGCAACAGACUUCUCGCGCCCAGGCUCAUUCCCAUACCCGGUAACAAUAACGGUUGACCGCCACGGUGGCGCCGAGAAAAAGAAAAUGGUCUACUGCUACCCGCUCGAAGAUGACGGGCAUUACAAUAUCACGGCUGUGCAGCUCCAGCUCGAGGACCGCGCUGUUGGCGGUGAGCUUGUUAAUCCCGCUGCGGGGCUUUUUAAGGGUCUUGGUGACACGAAGAAUGCUACGACUCAGGAGGAUGGCGGUGUUGAUGGUGGGUCUGGCGGGUGUGGGUGUCAGUGGACGAAUUGGAUUUCGAGUGUGUAG